This is a messenger RNA of Cyanistes caeruleus (blue tit), 1801 nucleotides long. RefSeq names its product E3 ubiquitin-protein ligase TRIM7-like. The record is from RefSeq and is a predicted model, not a curated record. Lineage: Eukaryota; Metazoa; Chordata; Aves; Passeriformes; Paridae. Gene Ontology annotation, molecular function: protein binding; zinc ion binding.
GCCGUGUGUGUCGUGUGUCACCUGUCCCGCGAGCACCGCGCCCACACUGUGCUGCCCGCCGAGGAGGCGGCCCACGCCGCGGAGGAGGUGCCCCAGGAGCACUUGAGCUCCCUGAGGAAAGGGCGUGAAGAGGCCAAGGCCGAGCGGGAGCGGCAGAGUGAGGAGCUGCUGAAGCAGACGGAGGUGGAGCGGCAGAAGAUCGUGGCUGAGUGCAAGGAGCUGCGGGCUUUCCUGGAGGAGAAGGAGCAGCUCCUGCUCUCCCGGCUGGAAGAGCUGGAGAGGGACAUUGGGCGGCGGAGGGACGAGAGCGUGGCCCGACUGGCUGAGGACAUUGCCCAGCUGGACAAGCUCCUGGCAGAGCAGGGCGGGGACAGUGGGACAGGGAACACACCUGGCGAGGGUGUCGUCCCAGCUGGCAGCAGCCUGGAAAGCUGGAUGUUCCUCAAGCCCGAGCCUGGCUUUUCCGAGCUGGAGAAGAAGCUGAAGAGCUUUUCCCAGAAGAGUGCGGUGCUCAAGGAAGUGCUGCUGGAAUUCAAGGAAAACCUGCGCUUUGAGCUGGAGAAUGACACAGGCGAGCUCUCCCUGGAUCCCGACACAGCCAACCCCUACCUGGUGCUGUCAGAGGACAAGCGGAGCGUGCGGCUCCGUGGGGCCCCUCAGGAGCUGCCGGCUCAUCCCAAACGCUUCGACUACGCCUUCUGCGUCCUGGCCUCCGAGGGCUUCUCUGCUGGCCGCCACUACUGGGAAGUGGAGGUGGGAGACGGGGAGAGCUGGGUGCUGGGUGCUGCCCGCGAGUCCGUGCGCCGCAAGGAGAAGGUCGACUUCGCCCCCGAGGAGGGGAUUUGGGCGGUGGGGCUCAACUGGAAGGGCAAAAAUUGGGAUCAGUACCAGGCGUUCACCUCUCCUGAGACACCGCUGUCCCUUUGUGAGCGGCCACGCAAGAUCGGGGUGUACCUGGACUAUGAGGGCGGGUGGGUGGCAUUUUACAACGCUGACAACAUGGCUCCCAUCUUCACCUUCACCGCCGCCUUCUCCGAGAGGAUCUUCCCGUUUUUCUGGCUCUUCUAUGUGGGCUCCUCGCUGUCCCUCUGCAACUGAGCCCACCCUGCUCACUGGUGUCCCUUGUCCCCUGCCAUCCUUAGGUUUUCCUUUGCUUCCAAGCAAAACGCCCCAAAUCCUGCCCUUGGCCAUUCAGGGGGGAUUUUUUUCCUGUUGAAGUUCAAAGUUUGGAGUGUUUUUACCCUCAAAAUCUUCCUCAAGGGCGUUGUUUGGUGAGGGGGGCUACUUGGCCACCCCCUCCUUGUUGCUGGUUAAACACCCCUGUAGUUCAUUUUCUAUUUUUCUUUGGAGCUGGAGCCCCAUGGAGCAGGGAGAGGCUGAUCCCAUCCUACUUCGAAUAGUAGCCAAAGCUUUGUGUCCCACCUCCCCCCUAAAAUGCUGUGUGGAGAGGAGGGGUGUCGUUCCCCCCCCCCCGCCAAUUUGGACACCAUUGGUUUCCAAGUCAUCCCAUCCCAUCUCCUUCCCUCCCCCCUGGGGAAAGGGCAGAGCCUGUCCUACUGUCACUGAGUGACCCCACCUAUAUUCCCUAUUGCCCCCCAUUUCGCUCUCCUCGUACCCCCAUCACCUCCAAUUUCCCUCCUAGCCCCCCAUCCCCCAUUGCCUCCCCGUCAACUCCACAUGUCCCUCUUUGCCUCCUCAUCUCCCCCACUUCCCCCUGCAUUUUGUUCCCCUAAAUUCUGAGCCCCUGGAGCCCUGGGAUCCCAGCAAGGGGAUGUGGAUAUUUGGGAUCACCCCAAACUCG